This is a messenger RNA of Spinacia oleracea (spinach), 1804 nucleotides long. RefSeq lists its product as uncharacterized. Gene Ontology annotation, cellular component: lipid droplet; membrane; cytoplasm. NCBI's taxonomy places the organism in Eukaryota, Viridiplantae, Streptophyta, Magnoliopsida, Caryophyllales, Amaranthaceae. The coding region runs from base 77 to 1444 and encodes 455 amino acids. The transcript has 7 exons. The record is from RefSeq and is a predicted model, not a curated record. Gene Ontology annotation, molecular function: triacylglycerol lipase activity. Gene Ontology annotation, biological process: triglyceride catabolic process; lipid homeostasis.
AUGUAAGAGACUCCGUAAUAAACUAACGUCUUAAAACAAAAAAAAAAUAGUUUAACGGGUGGAGAAGAAGAAAGCAAUGCAAAACGUACGUAUAUGCCGCCAAACCACCCACUUUCUUCGUCGUCGCUGUUUUUCCGCCAUGGCUGCACAUUCUCCUUCAUCAUCUUCUCUCUCCUCCAUCUUCAUCUCCCGCUCUCGCCCUUCUCUCUCCUCCUCACAUUCCAAACUCAACCCUAACCCUAACCCUAACUAUAUCUUUCACAAAUCCCUCCAAAUCUCCAUUCGGACCAUUCCCAGGUGCACCUUCAAGUCCUCUCCCAUUCAUUCCAACAAAUCUCCCACCGAAACCGACGACGAACCACCACCACCACCGCCUCCGUCGCCGCAACAUCAACCAGGGAAAGGUGGAGGAGAAACUUCUCUUCUUUCUACCUCCUCUAAACGCUCCUUCGCGGUCGCUACUGGCGAGCUUUUUAUCGGGAUCGCUUCCCGCCUUGUGAAUUUCCGCGGGAAAAUCAAUAGUCCCAGUGAAAGUUCGACGAUUUCGAUGGACGAGGAUUCGACUAUACCGAGGUACAAUGCCAGCGAGAAAUCGGAGAGCGGAGAGAGAAUUGCGGCAGUGAUCGAGGAUUCGUUGGAACCAGGGGUUCUUUGGGAACAGAGGGAGAAGGAUGUUGAGGCGGAGAAGCGGAGGAAGGCGGUGACUAGUCCAGGGUUUAGUUUCUCUGCCGCCGGGCUUUUGUUUCCGUAUCAUCUCGGAGUUGCUCAAUUUCUUAUAGAAAAUGGAUAUAUCAAGGAAACAACACCUUUAGCUGGUUCCUCAGCUGGUGCGAUUGUUUGUGCAGUGAUAGCCUCUGGAAGCAGCAUGCAGGAUGCUUUACAAGCUACCAAAAUUUUGGCUGAAGAUUGCCGGACGAAUGGAACAGCAUUUCGACUUGGGGCUGUUCUUAGAGAUGUCUUACAAAAGGUCCUUCCAGACGAUGCUUAUACCAGGUGCAAUGGACGAGUGCGGGUGGCCAUAACACAAAUUGUAUGGAGACCAAAGGGACUAUUGGUAGAUCAGUUUGACUCCAAUGAAGAUCUCAUCAAUGCAUUAUUCACCUCUUCUUUUAUUCCUGGCUAUCUUGCUCCAAGACCUGCAACUAUGUUUAGGAACCGGCUCUGUAUAGAUGGAGGCUUGACACUAUUCAUGCCACCUACCUCUGCUCCUCAGACGGUCCGUGUUUGUGCCUUCCCUGCUAGUACUUUGCGAAUGGCAGGCAUUGGGAUUAGUCCAGACUGUAACCCUGAGAAUAGGCUUAGUACUCGACAGCUUUUUAAUUGGGCGCUUGAGCCAGCAGAGGAUUUAAUGCUUGACAAACUCUUUGAGUUUGGAUACUCGGAUGCUGCUAGUUGGGCAAAGGAGAACCCGGUGAAUUCAAUACUCCAACAGGAGAAACCCUAGGCGUAGAUGUGAGUUUUGACACCCCACCCCACAUUGUUUUAAAAAGCUGAAUAUAUAUAUAUAUAUAUAUAUAUAUAUAUAUAUAUAUAUAUAUAUAAUAUACAGAAGUAUGAUCCUCAUUUUCUUAUGUAUACUACGGAGUAGAAGUUAUUCAAGAAAAAUAUGUUUACGAUUGUUUACAUCAGGGUUUUAACAUGUAUAUAAUAAUAGAAAACGACUGGUUAUUUCAUUAGGUGUUGUUUUCUGGCUACUUGUCUGAUCAGUAGCAUAAUUGUAAUCUGACCUUAUCCUUCAUGCACUUGGGAGUACCGAGAGGAUUCUCCAUCUGGUAUGUAUAAGCAUAACACAGGUACGACUGUA